ACAUCUAGGUGUACUGAUUAGCGAAUAUGUGCAGUACUUAGUUUGGAUCAACCCUAGUGAGAGAGUGUUUUGACCGACUUCCGGGUGCUCAUGUGAUUUUUUUUUUGCAGGACCGAAGGUGGUGUGGUGUAAUGGCAAGUGACAAAUACCAGAUAGUGGUGCAAGGCGAGGCAUCAGAGACCGACUCAGAUGAUGAGGUAUACAUCACCUCCCUCUCUCCACAUUCAACAGCCGGAGGGCAAAAGGUACCAGGGGAAGCAUCUGAGACUGACAGCGGGGGGGAUGUUGAGAGAGUACGUAAAUGUGUCAUUCCUGCAAGCUCUGAAAACCCACAAAUAUUACGCAAGGACUUAACUCCCCUGCUUGUGAUCAGAGAUAACCCUGACAUUCCGUCCGCGGUAGAGGAGUUGGUUGUGUCUAGGCCUGAACACAAUGGGCUCUACUACAACACUUUACUCCAGCUGAAAUUACAGGAGAGCAAUGCACGUCUGUGCACGGAUGUGCCCCAGACCAUCAAACAGGUGUAUGGUAAUGCCACAAAGGAGAUACGCAUGGCCACAACCCACCUAAACAGCUCCCAGAACGGCAUCAUCAACGCCUCCCACAGCAUCCGACUCAUUCUGGAUGACCUCAAGUCCGUCUCAGAGGAAAUAGACAUUAUCACCAGCUGUUAUCUACUCCCAGAUAUUACCAUCCCCUCCUCUCCCACUACCCCUAUUCUCAGACAGUGAUGUGCCCCAUUCAUUGUUUCAUAUGUAUUAUGUAGGCUAAACAAUGGACUUGGGAGUAUCGUUAUUUGUAAAAGGCACUUGCAUUAGGUGAAUAAAUUAUGCAGGCCAUUAUACUAUUACUGCUCCAUGUUAUUCAGAUAGCUUAUUCAUUGUAGUUGGCCAUAAAGGAUUGCUUAUUGCUCUCAAUCAUGCGUUCAAGUAUUUAGCUGUUCACAAGCACAUGAGAUGUCUCGUCAAUCUCUUUAUUUUCCAAUGCACCAAACCUUGUGUAGGCCUAGUGCACAGCCCACUCUUGUGGUGUCAGCAAGGCACUGCAAGGGAUGUGACCGCUGUGGUCAUUUUUUGCGUAGGCCUAGAGUUGAAGAACCUUCAGAAUCCCCAUUUGCUAACAAAACAAUGACGACAUUGAAUUCUAGGUUGUUAUCAUUGUGUGUUGCUGUAUUCACAUUUCAGUCAUUGAACCGCAAUUAGGCCUCUACUUUAGAGAACAUUUGAAGGAACAGUUAAAACAAUUUAAGAUACACUGCAAUCCUUCCAAAGAUAUAAAAAGUGUUACAAAAUUGAAGACAUUUUUUUUAUCCAAUGGGAUUCCGGGGGGUUUGAUUAGCCAUUAUUUUUGCAGUCACUGACAUGUCGGGUGAGACUGAGCAUUUGGCAUGGCACCCAGGAAGUGCGAACUGAAAGUGAUCCAUUCUCCCAAGGUCAUCUGAAGGGCAUGUCUGAUCUCACUAGGGCUGGGCUGUAUACCGUAUUUUACUAUAUACCGGUUUGGGUUUUUACUUUACCUUCUAUAAUGGUAUUUUUAAUGUUUGGUUUGUUAAAUGUAAUAUGCUGUGUGUAACGUCCAUUUUUAUAGUUUACUCCGCUACUUGAGUCAUCCCUCCGCUCUCUCUCUUUCCACGCCGCUUUCCACACAGACCUAGUCCCACCACCUGUCACUCAAGGAGCGCAUUUAUUUUUGCUUGACCACGCAACACUUUCGUUCAGUCUGCAUGGUCAAUGCAGCACAUGCAACAAUGUUGAUGACAAUGAUGUUGUUUCCACUUUGAUCUUAAUAUAAAUCCACAUGCUUUCUGUAAUUACAAUAUUAGUUUGUGUUUCUUACAUCUGCAAAUAGCUAGUUAGUAUUUUCUUAACAAGUUAAGCUAAAUCGUGUUUGCCACUAAUGGUAAUCCCUAGUUAGCUGGGUAGUCAAAUCAAACGUAGCUAGCUAGAUCUCACUGCUGCUUCAAUCAACUAGAGAUGCUCCAUCAAGUUGACUCCCUGUCAGCAGCUGUUGGUAUUUCAUUGGCAAGAUCAACUUUUCCAUCUAGAGAACAAUACAGACAUGACAUUGUGUGACAUAUACACUCACUGGCCAGUUUAUUAGGUACACCAAUCUUGUACUGGGUCGGACUCCGCUUUGCCUCAAGAACAGACAGACGUUUUCGGGCAAUGGAAAUGUUGCUCAGUUGGUAUCAAGGGACCAAAUUUGUGCCAUAAAAACAUUUCCCACACCAUUACUCCACCAGCCUGUACCGUUGACAUCAGGCAGGAUGGGGUCAUGGACUCAUGCUGCUAAUGUCAAAUCCUGACUGCCAUCAGCAUGACGUAACAGGACCUGGGAUUUGUUGGUCCAGGCAAUGUUUUUCCACUCCUCAAUUGUCCAGUGUUGGUGAUCGCGUCCCCACUGGAGUUACUUCUUGUUUUUAGCUGAAAUGUUCCACCGGGAUGUUGGUCCAUGCUGACGUGAUGGCAUCACGCAGUUUCUGCAGAUUCAUUCAUUCAUUCUGCAAACAGCCCAUCCAGCUCUAUUGGGUUGAAGUCUGCACACUGCGCAGGCCACUCAAGUAUUCUGAACUCGCUGUCAUGUUCCAGACAACGUUUUUCCACUCCUCAAUUUGCCCAGUGUUGGUGAUCACGUGCCCACUGGAGCCGCUUCUUGUUUUCAGCUGAUAGGAGUGGCAACCGGUGUGGUCAUCUGCUGCAAUAGCCCCUCCGUGACAAGGAACGGCGAGUUGUGCAUUCUGAGAUUUCGUUCUGCAACCCACUGUUGCAGAACUGUCUGUCUGUUUGUGGCCCGCCAGUUUGCUUGCACGAUUCUUGCCGUUCUCCUUCGACCUCUCUCUUCAACGAGCUGUUUCGCCCACAGGACUGCCACUGUUAUUUUUUUUGUUGUCGGUCCAUUAUCGGUAAACCCUAGACAUUGUCAUGUGUAAAAAGCCCAGUAGGGCGUCCGUUUCUGAGAUACUGGGUCCGGUGCGCUUGGCAUCGACGAUCAUACCACGCUUAAAGCUGUUUAGGCCUUUCUAACAGUAUCUGAAUGCCUGUCAGCCUGCUUUAUAUAGCAAGCCACGGCCACAUGACUCACUGUCUGUAGGAACGGUGUACCUAAUAAACUGGCAGGUGAGUGUAUUUUGAAUGGUGCCAUUGGACAUGGUUGGUCGUCAUUCUAAUGGGCACCGGGGGUUAAUUGAAAAGGUUAUGGCAUGUGGGAAGUUACACUAUUUGUGAUUGCUCGCAAGGGACUGUACCGUAUGCAGUCUCCUGCUAUGAAUGCCACGCUUGUGAGCUGAGCGCUAUUAGCACACAUCGCUCCUGAAACAGGACAUUUCAAGGUCACUGACUUGCCAUUUUUGCAUGUUAACAAGUACACAAUAGCAGCAGACUGAGGGAAACUGUCAAAUUAUUUUACGGGUGCAUUGGGUUCUGUUAUGACUGAUCUGUCUGAUUCAAAAUUCAUUUGAUACACUGAUGGACUUGGCUAAAUGAGUUAUGUAAAUGCCAUAAUAAUGAUCUGUGCAUGAAACUGUAUACUGACCUCCAUGAUAUACUAGCUUAAUAAUUCUAACAGCAUAAAGAUUCUUAUUUUUAACGUACCUCUUU
Molecule: messenger RNA, 3596 nt
Organism: Oncorhynchus tshawytscha (Chinook salmon)
Lineage: Eukaryota; Metazoa; Chordata; Actinopteri; Salmoniformes; Salmonidae
Product: biogenesis of lysosome-related organelles complex 1 subunit 3
Exons: 2
Coding region: 132-731 (199 amino acids)
Cellular component (GO): BLOC-1 complex
Source: RefSeq, a predicted model, not a curated record